Podospora anserina S mat+ is the source of this 1200-nucleotide messenger RNA. RefSeq lists its product as uncharacterized. The record is from RefSeq and is a predicted model, not a curated record. The transcript is spliced from 2 exons. Gene Ontology annotation, cellular component: cytosol; intracellular membrane-bounded organelle; membrane. Gene Ontology annotation, molecular function: oxysterol binding. The coding region runs from base 1 to 1200 and encodes 399 amino acids. Gene Ontology annotation, biological process: exocytosis; maintenance of cell polarity; piecemeal microautophagy of the nucleus. Lineage: Eukaryota; Fungi; Ascomycota; Sordariomycetes; Sordariales; Podosporaceae.
AUGGACAGCAAGACGGUGUCUUCCCGCCUGCGAGAGCUGGUCAAGUUUCUCGGAACAGUCAAGGGCGAUCUCGCCAACGUCACCGGACCUCCCUCCCUCCUCGCUCCCUCGUCCGUCGUUGAAGUCGGCCACUGCUGGGCCCAGCGUCCUGCCGUCUUUGCCGCCCCUGCCCACGAGCCCCUCCCCGAGAAACGCUCCCUGCUCGUCCUCAAAUGGUUCCUCGUUGCUCUCAAGAGUCAACUCUACGUCGCCGGUUCCCCUGGCCCGCAAGCCGUCUCGAUCAAGAAGCCCCUGAACGCCUUUCUCGGAGAGCUAUUCCUCGCAUCGUGGACCGACGAGGAAAACAAGGCAUGCACCGAGCUCAUCGCCGAGCAGGUAUCUCACCAUCCCCCCAUUACGGCGAUGCACGUCAUCGACCGUCAAAACGGUGUCAGGGCCGACGGGUACGCUAGGGUGGAGAUGACAUUCAACGGAAACGUGAACAUCAGACAGGUUGGGCAUGCAAUGGUGCACAUUGAUCGAUAUGACGAGGAUCAUUUAGUGCCGCUGCCAGAUGUGAAGAUCAGAGGAUUCUUGGGCGGGUGCAUGUACCCAGAGAUCACUGGGACGUAUACCCUGCACUCGAGUGGCGGGUACGUGUCUCAGGUCAAGUUCUCUGGAGAGGGGAUGAUCAGGGGAAAGAGGAACUCCUUUGAGGCAAAGGUGUACAAGAAGGAUGAUACCAAACAGAGGGCCAUUUACACUCUCUCGGGAGUCUGGAGCGACGGGUGGGUGGUCAAGGAUGCGCAAACUGGGGAGGUCCUGGAGAUGUUCAAGCAUGACGCGGUGGAGAAUGAGCCGGUGCCCAUGGAUAUCGUUCCGGUGGAGCAGCAAGAUGACUGGGAGAGCCGUAAGGCGUGGGGCAAGGUGCUGAAUGGGAUGGCCAUGGGUAAUCUCGAGGCUGUCACGCGGGAGAAGACCAAGAUCGAAAAAGCGCAGAGACUGAUGAGGGCUUUUGAGGAGUCAAGGGGCGAGACAUGGGAGCCGCUGCUCUUCCAGUCCAUUUCAGCGGGUGAUUUUGAGGUAUUCCAUCGCUUGGCAGAUGGUACGGGUCAUCAGUUGGCUGAUGAGAGAACCAAAGGGGUGUGGAGAGUGAAGGAUACGCAAGUCAAGAACCUCCAGAGGCCCUUUAGAGCUGGUCUCACGCCGCUGGGGUAUUAA